Molecule: messenger RNA, 1317 nt
Organism: Batrachochytrium dendrobatidis JAM81
Lineage: Eukaryota; Fungi; Chytridiomycota; Chytridiomycetes; Rhizophydiales
Exons: 3
Coding region: 1-1317 (438 amino acids)
Source: RefSeq, a predicted model, not a curated record
AUGAACACUGACAGUGAUGCUCACUCUAGUCUUGAACAGCGUCAGCCUUUACUUUCUGAUAAUCAUGAACACACACCACCACUCACUACAGCUCGUCGCAUCAUCAACUACUUUCAUAAACUAAACUUGACUUCUCUGUUGCUGCUGCUAUUCGCUACUUUACUAUUUAUUCUUAUAAUAGGACUAACUCCUAUACUGUACUGCGUCUAUAUUCCUUCUCGUAUCAAUUCGGCUUUGAAUCCACCUCCAGCUACAGUCUCUUCUAGUCUAACCCUUCAUCACUGUAAUAUUCAGUCUAUUUCUGGUGAUGUUCAUCCAAACAUCACUACAAGUCUCUCACUCUCGCUUACCAUUCAUGAUCCUCCUCCAUUGGAUAUGUUCAUGAUGUCCUCAUUUCUAUCCGUCACUGCUGUUGACAUGGCAAGACCCUCGUCUGAUCCUCUUUACAAGCAACACUUGGCUAGGCUACUGCUUCCUGAACUCGCUCUUCCUCGUGGUAUUGAUGAUGUUCCUAUAUUGUACGAUGCUCAAGUGGAUCAAGUCAAUAUAGCUUUACUGGAACAUCUUCUUCAUUCGUAUAUGCGCUCUAGAAACACGACGGCUUGGGACUACACUGCUCAGGCCUUGUCUGUAUUCACCAUCCCGCAUUUAGGCUCAUGGACUGUUCCUCUUGUUCGACAAGGAUCACUCUUUCCAUUACCCUUGUCCGACUCGUUCCCAUCCAACUCAUCCUUGGACCUCACCUUUCAAGACCCUGAUAUUCAAACCAUUCCUCCCGCUCCUGGAUCUCCUAUUUCAAGUCCUCAGUACCAACUUACUACUCAGAUUGCAUUCAAUAAUCCAUUCCCCAUUUCAAUUUCUCCAUUGGAUUGGCUUGUAUCCAUCAGUGUCUAUUCUCAUGCAAUACAUCUGGCUGACAUCACUCUUCCAGAUGCAGCCAUCUCGCUCACUUAUGGAAGAAACGAUCACAUUACUAUUAGGGUUCUCACUGACUCGACCACACAUACUGUGUUGAUGGAUUUGAUUGGGAAAUUAUCCGACGGUCAAGAUACACUGCUUACAUUUAGGGAUUUGAACAUGCAGUGGUUUAUCAAUCUUGUUGCCAAAAACCGGUCAAGAUCUGUAACAGUUCUUAUCAGCACUCUCCCUGUAACACUAGUAACUGGAUACAUGGUCUACGAACGAGCUGUACUUGGAAAGAAACAACGCAAUUAUGAGGAUGAGUUUGGUCCAGAGUUUCAUAAAGGAUUACGAAAAAUGUAUCAUGAUUUUAAUACUCCUCAGCCUGUCGAGUCUGUACAUACGUCAUUGGAAUAA